UCAUUCACUCCUGCGGCACAGGUUGUGAGUAAGUGGUCAGAGAGGAGCGGAGAGAGAGAGAGAGAGAGAGAGAGAGAGAGAGAGAGAGAGAGAAACACAACCCAGUCACUCUGCUAAAUAGAAAAGACAGGCUGCUCACACAGUGACAGGGAGUAAGAGAGAGAGAGAGAGAGAGAGAGAGAGAGGGGAGGGGAAACAGAGGCCAGAGAAGCCAAAAAGAGAAGAGAGCUUAGAGAAGAAAAAAAGAGAGGAGAAGCCUGAGCGGAAAAGUUGGAGUGGCACGCUGCACUUCUUUUCUUUGGGGAAAUUCCAGCAGGGACACGAGCCUCGUGGCUACCAGAGACGCUGACCCAUGGAUCCCUCGCCAUCAGCUGAGGUUGGGGCCCAAACCAAAGAGAGGAAGAAGAUCCACUUCUCUGUCCCGGCGACAGUGCACAGCCAGCUGGACCCCCGGCAAGUGGAGAUGAUCCGCCGCCGGAGGCCCACACCUGCCACGCUGUUCAGAGUUGCAGACCAGUCGUCCCCUGAGGAUGACAACGCAACCCAUCAGUGGGUUGUAGGGGAGAACGGGGUCCUCAAGCCCAAGCGUGUGAACCCGAGUGUGUAUCAGCCUCCAUCACUGAAAGCCGUACAGCGGAUGGCUCAAGCACACAUGCAGACCCUGGGUGCCUGCCCCACCCUGGAGGACCCCCCUGAGGGGGAGGAGAGCGAGGACUACCUCUCACUGGGGGAGGAGGAUCCUCAGGCAGAGAUGGGCGCUUUGGACAGCCAAUCAGAAUCACUGCACAGGCCGGAGGUUCCUGCAGAGAAGGCCCUCGGAGAUGAAGAGGGCAAAGAGGAAGAGGAGGAGGAAGGGGAGGAUACAAGGAGAAGGGAGUGA
Messenger RNA from Megalops cyprinoides (Indo-Pacific tarpon), 880 nucleotides. RefSeq names its product protein phosphatase 1, regulatory (inhibitor) subunit 1B (gene ppp1r1b). The coding region runs from base 353 to 880 and encodes 175 amino acids. Gene Ontology annotation, biological process: intracellular signal transduction. Lineage: Eukaryota; Metazoa; Chordata; Actinopteri; Elopiformes; Megalopidae. The transcript is spliced from 5 exons. Gene Ontology annotation, cellular component: cytoplasm. Gene Ontology annotation, molecular function: protein phosphatase inhibitor activity. The record is from RefSeq and is a predicted model, not a curated record.